Molecule: messenger RNA, 2107 nt
Organism: Pocillopora meandrina
Lineage: Eukaryota; Metazoa; Cnidaria; Anthozoa; Scleractinia; Pocilloporidae
Source: the annotation of a GenBank genome assembly
GGCAUGCAGCAGAGACUAAUUCUGUAGUAUCUGACUCCCUUGGGAGAAUAUCAGGAGGUAUGUGCUGUAAUUAGGCACUUGAGCAUUUGAUGUAAUGUGAAGAACAGUAAGACUCCCCCUACUGAAGUUUGUGGGAAGCUUGUGAGAAAAGUGUACUCAAUCUGUAAGGAUAAUUUAGAAACUUAACAAAUUUGAGUGAGGACCGACUAUUGAACAGUAAUCUCUAUUUAGUGUGAAAAUAUGCUCGUACUUUUUUUUGGUGAACGUUUAUUUUGUUUAGAGAGGCCAAGAAUUUUCGGAGAGUAAAGCUUGAGAAAAACUGUGCGCUUUUAGAAACUGAUCAUCUUUAAAGACAAAAUAUACGUUUAUAUAUUAGAGCCAAAUUGAGGACGUAUUCUUUUGCUUUUUAUCCCUCAAAUAUUUUUUUGCAGUGCAGAACAAGCAGCUUAGCGUUGAAAACGGAUGUUGAAUUUUCGAAGAGACUUCACAAACAAACAAAUUUGUCUCUCCUUCAUUAUCAACUUGGAUCGACUUCUAAAGAAAUAAAAAGAGCAGAGCGAUAUGACCUUGUGAAAUCAAACCAAUAGAAUCAGAAGCAAAAUACUGAUGCCACUCAUGACUCCUUCGCAAGUGAUAUGUGAAAAAUGAAUUGCUGGAGUUGUGAGCCGUCGGUUAGCUCAGCUAAGAACUGGCAUUGCCUGUGAUUCCGACAAUCUAGUUUUCACUGGAUCAUAAGCGUUGGAGUUAUUAGCGGAAACGGAAGAAAAGAUAUUGUUCGGAAUAUUCCGACUCCGAUUUCGUCAAGCUUUGGGCUUCACUUACGACUCCGACUCUCGAUUUUCUCUGGUUCGCCGGCAUUCCUACGACUAAAGAACAAUUCAACUCCAACUCUGUCUUUUGUGUAAACGAACCUUUAGACACUCUACCACAUUCAUCCCUCUUGAAAAACACUACUUUAACUCUUCAACUUCCAGAUCAAAUUUGUAAUUCCCCUUACUGUCAACCAUAGAAUUCUUAUAAUGUUAGUUCGGAUAAUUUAGUAUUGGAUCAGCUAAUCAUGUCCGAAUUGAUAUUUUUCUUUAUUCUCAUUGCUUAUCUGGUUGAUAUUGUAUUGAUAUUGUAAGGAGAAAUUCUGUCUUGGUCACUUGUGGAAGUUAGAGGUUAAGACAAUAAUGCAUUGUACCUACUGAAAUCUGACAAAAAAAAGCCUCAGAAUUUAAAAGCUAUUUCCUUUUAUUGUCUUUUUAGUAUUUGGCAUCCUUUCUUUAUCAUGAAAAGUUUGCCACAGAAUUUGUGACUCAUAACGGAGUCCAGCGGUUACUAGAAGUGCCCCGCCCAUCUGUGGCUGCUACAGGAUGUUUUAUGUGUUUAUAUUAUCUCGCUUACAAUGAGGACGCCAUGGAGAGGGUAAGACAUUUUUCCAUUUUAAAAAAAAUGUUUUUAGGUUUUUUGAUUUAUACUUGGAAGAAAUGCAUUAUUUAGUGCAGAUUUAACUUACCAAUGAUCUGUGAGCUAUAAGCAGACCAGUUUUUUUCUAAAAGAAAGAGGUAACCAGUAUCAUUCCGUUAAACAUGAAAUAACAAUGAAUAACACAUCUCUGCUUAUUUUUCAUCAAUCUCCCUUCCCCUUCCCCUCCCCCCCCCAGAAAAAGCUUAUUUAUGUAUAACGUAUAACCUUCAGGUAGAAAAAACUUCACAGCACUUAUUGCUGCAUGAAGAGAGAUAAAAAAGGAAUUAAAGAAAAACUGGUUAAAUGGAUAAAUAGAAUCGUAAACAAGGAGAAAGAAAAAGAUAAAGAUAAGAAACAUAAAGAUAAUCACUCAAAAAAUGUUAUCUUACAAAACUACCGUUAAUUCCACAAAAACACUUCGAAUAAUUAAAUUCUUGGUGCUCUUUUUUCUACAUGGGCCUGAGAAUCAUGAAAUUAACAAACAGAAUAUGUCGACAGAACCUCCUUAACUGUUUCAAGUAACUUGUUUCAGGUGUCCCUCCUACCAAACCCUGUGCUGAAUGACCAGGUCAAGUAUACAUUGUGGCUUCUAGAAUGUUCUCACGACUCUGGCAGAUGUCACGCAACUCUCUUUUUCUCGCUCACGUGUUCAUUUCGA